Messenger RNA from Pichia kudriavzevii, 486 nucleotides. RefSeq lists its product as uncharacterized. The record is from RefSeq and is a predicted model, not a curated record. Bases 1 to 486 code for a protein of 161 amino acids. The transcript has a single exon. NCBI's taxonomy places the organism in Eukaryota, Fungi, Ascomycota, Pichiomycetes, Pichiales, Pichiaceae.
AUGUCGCAGAGCACCAGACAGUCGGCAAGAAACAAGCAGAAACAGGCAUACGUGGUCCCCGUGCAGAAGGAGUACGUGGCCAAGUAUGUCCAUAACAACCAUCCAGAUAACGCCAAUCGAGAAUCUCAAGGGGGGGUAUUUGAUUUCUCCAGAGAAGAAUUACGUAAUUAUCGUCUAAAGUAUUUGAAUACAGACAAUAUUCUCACCCCAGACACGCACACUUUCCAGGGCGUGCUACUUGGCGGUAGCACGAACCGGAUUGCGCACGAGACCGCGACGGUUGCGCGCGAGCGGGAGGGGCGGGCGCAGGGCGAGAGCGGAGUGUACGGGACACGCACGGAGGGCGAUCUUCAGUCGGCGGUGCGCGAGCACGCGGGGGAGAGUCUCACUGUGAGGGAGAGCGACGUGCUGGUGAACUUUGUCUAUAAGGUGCGCCGCGAGCAGGAGGAGGGCGCUGGGAAGUUCCGCGUGCGGUUCAACCACUAG